Molecule: messenger RNA, 834 nt
Organism: Triticum turgidum subsp. durum (durum wheat)
Lineage: Eukaryota; Viridiplantae; Streptophyta; Magnoliopsida; Poales; Poaceae
Source: the annotation of a GenBank genome assembly
AUGAAGAGCCUCUCAUUGUACUUCUUGCUCCUCGUUUCUGUGGCGGCACUGCCACUGCACGCCAGUGCCUCGCAGGAGGCGCGGCUGAGAGAGUUCACCUCGUCCAGAAGAGGCAGUGUUAGCAGCACCGACACGUUUAGGGUGCGUAACAUAGCGGACAGGGUUGCCGGCAGCCUGAGCGCAGGGAGCUCUGUCUCCGACCAGAGCUCCAUGAAGGCCGCCGACAAGAUCACGGCGCUGCCCGGGCAGCCGGAGGGCGUCGACUUCGACCAGUACGGCGGGUACGUGACCGUCGACGAGGAGAACGGCCGCGCGCUCUUCUACUACCUCGUCGAAUCGCCCUCCGGUGCUUCCGAGAAGCCGCUCGUCCUGUGUCUCAACGGAGGGCCAGGAUGCUCUUCCCUCGGCUUUGGAGCGAUGCAGGAGCUCGGCCCCUUCCGCGUAGCCGAAGACAACAAAACGCUCAGCAGAAACAUCAACGCCUGGAACAACGUGGCUAACGUGAUCUUCCUCGAGUCGCCCGCUGGCGUCGGGUUCUCCUACUCGAACACGUCUUCGGACUAUGACCUAAGCGGAGACGAGAGAACCGCCGACGACGCGUACGUCUUCCUGGUGAAAUGGCUGGAGAGGUUCCCGGAGUACAAGGACCGCGCCUUUUACAUCUCUGGCGAGAGCUUCGCCGGCCACUAUGUGCCAGAGCUCGCCGCCACCAUCCUGCUCCACAACACAUACAACAACAGAACCAUAGUAAACCUACAAGGCAAUGGUCGGGAACCCGUAUCUGGACGAGAAGAGGAACAUCCAGGGGGCCAUCGACUUCGUCUGGACCCAUGA